AUGUUGGCGAGCAAACUGCUGGGUGUUGUUGGUAUAUUUCUGAUGGCAAACUACGCUGCUGUAAACGGGCGGUGUUGGAAGAAAGCCCCAAGCACUGCAGGGACACCGCAAUGCCCCUCUACUUGGAGCGAGUGGCAAGACAAAUGCUACAAGAUGCACGAUGGAUCUGUUACAUGGGAAGAGGGCAAGCAGAUUUGUGUUCAGUUGGGCGGGGUGAUGGUUGUCCCUCAAUCCGAAGAAGAAGUACAACAAAUCCUCAACAUGUGCGGUGGCCAAUGGUUCUGGAUUGGUUGCAACGACAAUGAAGCUGACGGUACCUGGGUGUGUCUGAAUGAUGAAGGACAAGAGAUGGUCUGCUAA
This is a messenger RNA of Asterias rubens (European starfish), 360 nucleotides long. RefSeq names its product killer cell lectin-like receptor subfamily B member 1B allele A. The transcript is spliced from 2 exons. The record is from RefSeq and is a predicted model, not a curated record. NCBI's taxonomy places the organism in Eukaryota, Metazoa, Echinodermata, Asteroidea, Forcipulatida, Asteriidae. The coding region runs from base 1 to 360 and encodes 119 amino acids.